Molecule: messenger RNA, 783 nt
Organism: Closterium sp. NIES-65
Lineage: Eukaryota; Viridiplantae; Streptophyta; Zygnematophyceae; Desmidiales; Closteriaceae
Source: the annotation of a GenBank genome assembly
AUGUUCCGCUUGCCAAAAGAGCGCGGGCGCCGCUGUGAUGAGAGGGGCCGUUGGCGGGGCGUCGAGCGAUUUGACGCCGACGGAGGAGGGGAAGCCGCCGAAACGGAAGAAGCAUGGGAGAUGUCUGGCGAGGAAGAGGCGGAGGAGGACGCAGCGAACCUGGAACGGUCGGUCGAAGACGCCGACAGAGGAGAUGACGGCAAGGAAACCGCGCCUGGGAUCGGAGACGCCGAGCCUGGAGAGGCGGACAUUGCCGGGAGAACGUGGCCAGGGGGAGGUAGAGGGACCGCGCGCGUCAGAGGAAAGAUUGCGCACUCGACAAGCGCCAAGCACAAGGGGGUUGGGGCGAAGACGGCGCAGGAUCGCCGGACAGGCAGUCGAUGCGCAAGGGAGGAUGGGAGGGCAAGCCACGCGCCCCCAGCCACCACUGGCGGCGGAAAGAAGGACGCAAGGAGGGGCCCAGCUCAUCAGAGAGGCGCGGCCGGCGGCAAGAGGAGCGCGGCUGGGAGGCACGGACGUCCGGCCCGCAAGCGCAAUGGGAGAGGACGAUGGGCGGCGGAUUCCGCUCGCCGCUCGUCCGGCAGCAGCGGGGAGGAGAAGGCGGCGGAGACAGGCGCUCGCCCGGAGAUCAUCGGCAGCAAGGGAGGGGAGAAGCAUGGGAACCGUCGCCAGAAAGGCAGCGGCAGCGAGAGACAAGCACAGUGGGGUGGAGAGAGGCACGAGUCUCGCCGGCACGAACGCAAGGGCGUGCAGAAGAGGAGAGGGGCCCGAGAGGCACGGUGA